AGGUUUCUGCAUACUGUGUAAUAAGUACAUUUUUGCUUGUAUUGGGAUUUCAGCAGUAUCGUGACGGCACUUUGGUCAUGCUCGUUGCUUGCAGAGGUUUUGGUAGAUGGUUGUUUGCCUGAAGCACAGUAACUUCUGCAGAGGUGUCAAAGUGAUAUGUCUCUCAACUCUCCAGAAUAUGAAGAUGCCACCAGUAAUGCAGACUCCAGAAACUCUAUGUCCUCAGACACAGCCAAACCCGCAGAAAGUCAUCCAAGUAGUAAAGCUUCACUCUUGGACAAUGGGGAAGAUUUUGAGAUGCUAGAUGGUGAUGACUAUGAUGAUGAUGAUGACUUAACUGGCCUUCCUCCAUUAGAGGAUACAGAAGCUGCAAAGCUGAAGAAAGAGAGAGACCAGUCAAAGGCAGUGAUGAUGGAAACCCCUUUAGAAAAUCCAAAGGGAACUGAAUCGAUUUCUGGACAUUCACCUGGGGAAGGAGAUGAAGUAGAGGACUGGAUAGAUGUGCUUGGAAAUGGACUGCUUAAAAAAAAGACCUUAUUGCCUGGUAAAGGGGAGGACACCAGACCGGUAAAGGGACAGCUUGCAACAAUUUCUGUGAAGACCACACUAGCAGAUGGUAUUGUAGUUGAGGAAGAGCAGAAUGUUACUUUUAUGCUUGGUGAUGGUGAUGUUAUGCAGGCUCUAGAUCUGUGUAUGCAGCUCAUGCAGUUGGAAGAAAAAGCUUUGAUUCAUUCAGAUGCUAGAUAUGCUUAUGGGAGUUUGGGAAGACUACCAGAUGUUCCACCCAAUGCCAGUCUUCAUUUAGAGGUUAAGCUACUGAAAGUGGAGGAUGGUCCUGACCUGGAAACUCUCACAGGGACAGCAAAAAUUGACCUAGCCAAUCAGAAACGUGAGCGAGGAAACUACUACUACCAAAGGGCUGAAUAUGUGUAUGCUAUAAAUUCGUAUGAUAUUGCUCUCAGGAUUAUUGACACAACUUCAAAGGUUCAUUUCACCCCCAGUGAAGAAGAACAACUUUUGGAUGUGAAAGUAAAAUGUCUGAAUAACCUAGCUGCUUCACAGCUCAAACUGGAACAUUAUGAAGCUGCUUUAAAGUCCUGUAACUCUGUUCUCAGUCAUCAACCAGAGAAUGUUAAAGCUUUAUUCAGGAAAGGAAAGGUAUUGGCCCUUCAGGGAGAGUAUGGAGAAGCCAUUGCAAUACUAAAAGGAGCCCUAAAACUGGAACCCUCAAACAAGACAAUUCAUGCAGAACUGUCAAAGCUGGUGAAAAAACACAAUGAGCAGAAGAAUGUUGAAGCUGCCAUGUACAAGAAGAUGCUUGGAACGACAGGACAUGUUCCCGGAAAACAUAACAGAAAGUCAUCCUGGAACUUUCCAUGGAAAUGGUUGUUUGGAGCAGCAGUCGUGGCAGUAGGAGGUGUUGCACUGUCUGUUAUUAUUGCUAGCAGAAAUUGAGACUCAUCGUUGUUGGAGAACAGGAGUAAAGCCAUUUCUGAACUGCACUGUAUGCUGUUUACAGCAUAGGAUACAUGGAAUCUUGUUUGGUACAAUCCAUUUUAACUACACUGAAAUGAAGGGGCAGUUGUUGAAUGAACCACCAUGUACAAAAAAGAUGGACACGUUGAAAGUCCUAAUCUAGAUUCCCCAUGUCACCCCGGAUUUCUGCAGAUGACUUUUGAAUUUGUUUUAUGUGUCUUUUUAGUUCAGGCCAUUGCAGAAUUAAAAAAAAAGGCAUCUUGCACAACUGACGUUUUUGCCAAGCUGCUCUGCUUUGAAGUCAGGCUACUGUGAGGUGUCAGAAUCAAUGAGGAGGUCCAGUUGAGAUCUGCAUUGUGUUUCUGUCUGACUUUAGGAUCAGAUCUGGUUCAGACCUGAUAAGCAGAUACCACGUGGACUACUGAUGCACAUCUGGAUAGCUUUAUCCUGCAUUAGCACACGUGGAACAAGAGGGUAGAAGAUUACAAAAUAACAAAUGUGGGACCAUUGGUGAUUUCCCCUUUUGACAGAUGGUAGCCAUUUUAUAAAGUAAUCACAUGUAAAGAUUUCAUUUGUGAUUUCAUUCCUGAUUUAGAAGCCUACAGAGAAAUAUCAGCUGAAUGAGUGAGUGAAUGUGCCAGAAUUAGCAACAUGUAUAUUGCAUUUAUUUAUUUUAUACGAUUGUACAUCAACAUUCCCUGUGGCCCACAUUGUGUGGAGAAUUUUUGCAAAGUUCCCAAGGUAGGUUAGCUGGUAGAAUUCAUCCAUUCUGCCUGAUAAAUGCUGUAUAGGAAGCUCACUGGUAUUCAUAUGAGACUGCUUGGAAGCUCCUGCUAUCUUAAUCAAAAAUUAACAGGUGGCUAGGGAGAUUGAAGUUUUUAUUCAGUGACACAAAAGCUUUAACAAAAGAUACCAAAGUAUCCUCAAAAGUACUCAUCAUGGAUACUGGUCUGGCUAAGAAGG
Molecule: messenger RNA, 2439 nt
Organism: Protopterus annectens (West African lungfish)
Lineage: Eukaryota; Metazoa; Chordata; Ceratodontiformes; Protopteridae
Gene: FKBP8
Product: FKBP prolyl isomerase 8
Exons: 9
Coding region: 157-1455 (432 amino acids)
Molecular function (GO): protein binding; peptidyl-prolyl cis-trans isomerase activity
Source: RefSeq, a predicted model, not a curated record